CUUCUCCUUCGCGAUUUCUUGGAUUCUUCGUUCUGAUCUUUGCAGCCAUAUGGACCCAAAUCGAUGCUGCCAACUUCGACUACCGGGACGCGCUGUCCAAAUCCCUUCUUUUCUACGAGGCCCAGCGCUCCGGCGAGCUUCCUUCGCAGCAGCGAGUCAAAUGGAGGGGGAAUUCCGCGCUUGAUGACGGCAGCGAUGGAAAUGUGAAUUUGGCUGGUGGCUACUAUGAUGCUGGCGACAACGUGAAAUUCGGCUUCCCUAUGGCGUUUACAAUCACAAUGCUCUGCUGGGGAGCGAUAGAGUAUGGACGAUUGAUCGAUGCCGCGGGAGAAAUGGGCAAUCUCCGCGACGCAAUUCGAUGGGGAACGGAUUAUUUCUUGCGCGCCAACACUGGAUCGUCAGAGCUCUGGGUCCAGGUGGGUGAUCCUUACAAGGAUCACAACUGCUGGCAGCGUCCCGAGGACAUGGAAUCGCCCAGGAAAUCUUACCUUAUCAAUCAAACAUCGCCAGGAACAGAGGUGGCGGCAGAGACAUCGGCAGCUCUAGCCUCGGCAUCGAUCGUUUUCCAAAGUUCUGAUCCGAGCUACUCCACGAAGCUGCUCCAAUCGGCAAUCCGUCUCUUCCAAUUUGCGGACCGGUUUCGAGGAACGUUUAGUGGAGGAUGUCCAUUCUACUGCUCAGUCUCUGGCUACCAAGACGAGCUUCUUUGGGCUGCUUCAUGGCUGUACAAAUCUACGGGCUCGUCUAUGUACCUCUCUUACGUGAUCGACCAUGCAGACAAAAGUGGAAUCGUGAGCGAAUUUAGCUGGGAAAACAAACAUGCUGGUGUCCAAGUCUUUCUUUCCACGCUUUACCUGAAAGGUGGUGGCUUUGAUGCACUGAAGCGAUACAAAGACGAGGCUGAUUUCUUCUUUUGUGCAACACUUCCAAACACGUCUCAAACCCAAGUUGAUAGAACCCCAGGUGGCUUCAUAUACGUGAGAAGUGGAGCCAACACACAAUACUCCAUCGGCGCCUCGUUCCUCGCUGCCGUUUAUGCAGAUUCCCUCGCGCAAGCCCAAGUCUCCAGCACGGUUUCAUGCGGGAGAACGCUCCUCGGCCCGAGAGAUCUUCUCAACUUCGCAAAGGGUCAAGCCGAUUACAUCCUGGGAGAUAACCCACGCAGGAUCUCCUACAUGGUUGGCUUCGGCAGCUCGUUUCCACAGCAGCCACACCACCGCGGAGCUUCGAUCGAAUCAGUGGCCAAGCUCCACGCCCGCGUCUCGUGCGGCGAGGGAUUCUACACCUGGUACAGCAGCAAAUCCCCAAAUCCAAACGAGCUCACGGGCGCGAUCGUUGGAGGCCCCGAUAGAGACGAUAGCUUUGUGGAUCUUAGGUCUAACUCGGCUCAGCUCGAGCCCACAACUUACGUGAACGCUCCCUUCGUUGGGCUGCUCGCAAGACUAACGGCCCAAAUUUAA
This is a messenger RNA of Selaginella moellendorffii, 1460 nucleotides long. RefSeq names its product endoglucanase 18. Lineage: Eukaryota; Viridiplantae; Streptophyta; Lycopodiopsida; Selaginellales; Selaginellaceae. The record is from RefSeq and is a predicted model, not a curated record. The transcript is spliced from 7 exons. Gene Ontology annotation, biological process: carbohydrate metabolic process. Gene Ontology annotation, molecular function: hydrolase activity, hydrolyzing O-glycosyl compounds. The coding region runs from base 261 to 1460 and encodes 399 amino acids.